This is a messenger RNA of Apis cerana (Asiatic honeybee), 5520 nucleotides long. It is a transcript of the gene serp, whose product is annotated as chitin deacetylase-like protein serp. Gene Ontology annotation, biological process: carbohydrate metabolic process. Gene Ontology annotation, molecular function: protein binding; chitin binding; hydrolase activity, acting on carbon-nitrogen (but not peptide) bonds. NCBI's taxonomy places the organism in Eukaryota, Metazoa, Arthropoda, Insecta, Hymenoptera, Apidae. The record is from RefSeq and is a predicted model, not a curated record. Gene Ontology annotation, cellular component: extracellular region.
CCUCCUCCAAUUGGACCGAGAUAAGUCUCGUUUGAUUUCAACGACGAUAGAGGAAAAAGUGGAGUUUAAUUGAAAAAAAAAAAAAAGGAAGGAAAUACAUCUUUCCGUUCUAUUUUUGGAGCAAGUGUGUUUUUACCAAGGGUCGAGGUUAAUUUCGAAGUUUAUCCGUCUAAUAAACAGGAUCGUAAAGGACGGACAAGAGAACCAUCGACGAAACGUUCGUUAAAUCGUCAAAUUGUUCGUAAAGAAGAAAAAGGAAUCGUUCAUCUAAAAAUUCUGAAACUUGACAACUCGAUUAUGAAAAUUCAUAAAUCGAUUCGAACGAAGCGGCACGAAAAGGGCCGUCGAUUUAUUUGCGUCGAAUUCUAUCGUUUGGCGGGGAUCGAAUAGCGCGAAUUUUGUCGCGCAGUUUUUCGAGGCAGCGAGGAAACGAUCAUUAGCAUUCCGCGCGAUCAUUUCUUUAAAUAGACGUUCGAAGGAUAACGGACGUUCCCUUUCUUCCAUUUUCUUCCAUGCCGGAGGAAUCCUCGUCACGCGAUAAAAAUAAGCAUCUUUUCGAAGAUUCCUUUUUUCCCUUCCUUUUUCCUCUUUCUCCUUUUCUCUCUGGAAUGGAACCGAUCUCGUCGGGAAUCGUCGCGAUCUCGUGAUAGAAAGAAACGUGGAUGUUAUGUAAUUUAUUACGCUAAACGGGGAGUUUCGGUUUCGUGGCGCCUGCUCACCUUUCGCUUUUAGACGCGUUCAUCUGUGAACUUUAGAGAGAAAAAUUAUCAUUUUGCGGCGUAAUCCUUGAUUCUUGAACGACACGUAAACAGGGACAAUUGGUUUGAUCUAAAUGCAUCCCUCGAUCCAAGGAUCAAGAAUCACUUGCUCCUCCUCCUGUUGUUGUUUGCUAAUUUGAGUUGAUCGCUGGUUCGAGGAUCUGUUCGAGGGAGUAACGAAGACGGAUCCGUACACAGCCGUGAAUUUUCUCGUUGAUGGAGAAAUAAAACACUUUUCUCCGAUUAUCGAACGUGUUCGAAAUAUUCCAUCUUCAUUUAUCUCGCGAUUUUGCCAAAUGGAUACCGGUAACAUUUGAUUAAUCGAAUAAUGGAAGUGCAGGCAACGACGAGUGUACGACGAACGAGUCGCUUCUGCUCCGCAAAGGGCAAAUUCCUGCGGCUGGAUUUAACGAUAAACGCCGAUCCGAGGAGCCGGUUCGCCGUUUCGUUUCACAAUGAAAUUUCGAUACGUGUUCGUGACGUGUUCGCAGAACCGAUGUGCCAACCAGAAACGCGAGAUAGACGAUUUCACUUUUUUUUUCCGAACUCGAACCGUCAAUUUUUCGAAAUCCGCUCGUCCGAAUAAAUUUUUCUUCCCUCCUCUCUCUCUCUCUCUCUCUACAUUACAUUUCACAGCAGAGUUGCAGCGCGACCUUCACCUUGUUGCGUUUCUCUUCUCUUCUUCGAAAUUCCUCGAAAUAUUGCCUUUCAUCCAAUCGCGACCAACGCAAAUCGAUCUACGAUUCGAGAAAACAAUCGUGCGCUCCAUUCAUCGUCGUCCAAUUGAGAGAUCGUCGCGAAUCUCUCUCCUCCCUUUCCAGAAGAGGCAGCCGGUUAUUAAAUCGGCAAAGGGUAAAUUCCAUCCGGUCGGAGUCGUUGCUGGCAUUUCGAGCGCGUUAUCUCCCGCCCUGAGGAUCGCUUCUCAACAAUUUCCUUCGUUUCAACUUGCGCGUUCUUUUCCCCCGAAUUGUCCAAGGAUCGCGGUGGGUGUCUUAUCGAGGCGGAUAUCUUCUUAUCUUACAUCGCGCGAGUGAUACUUGGAUUUUUCCGAGCGUGUAAUUCGCUGGAGACUCGAGGGGACGGGAAGAGCGGGGAGAGGGGAGGGGAGGAGCGUCGCCUCGAGUGUCUGAAGGUGGAUCGUUAGUUUGGUCCGUGUAACGGCGAGAGGGAGGAUCGAAUUAGGAAGAGGAUCGCAGUCACGUUGCAUCCACGAACGAGUGCAUCCGAGCACGUUUCACUUUCGUGUACCGGUGUACGGAAAACACGAAGCGUAUUUUCUCCGUUACGUAAAAAUCUUCGUUUUUCCUCCAACCAUUGUCGCUCGAAAAUUCGAAAAUCAGAAAUCUCUUCCAAAGUCGAUCGUUUCGGAUCUUGGAGGGCUCGUUCCCAAAACCCACGAACUGACGAAUAUUAGCCUCUUCGUCGACCGAUUGACCGAAGGAGAAAAACCAAAUCGUUUAAUCGUCGACGCCAAUUCCUCCCCUUAAUUAUAGGGAAUAUCCACGCGAUCGUUUCAAUUUUGAUCUCGAAAAAGAGAAGAAACACAGAGAGUCGUUUCCAAACGAAAUUGGCGAGCUACGCCAUUGCAUCCUGGGAGGCAAGCGAGGCGACGACGAUCGGCACACGAUCGUUGGAAUCGAAAGAGGGGUACGCCGAACGUGGGGUACGCCGAUCGUGGUGGUGGAAAUAUAAGGCGCGACGAGUGGCGGGCCUCGGUCAGUCCGUGAACGGUAACCCACGCCUUCGAACUCCGCGUCCUUGAAGCGAAACUCGUCCUCGAUCCACCUCGGAGACAUACACACGCACACAGAGAGAGAGAGAGAGAAAGAAAGAGAGCCCUCCUCCCCCCUCCCGGAUUCGAAAGAAGAAGUGGAAUACUCGCGAGAUCUCGCUUCGAUCUUCGGUGUGUCCCAGUCCUUGGAGAGUUGUUCCAGAGAUUAAAGGUCCGUCGAGGAUUGGCCAGAGAGAGAGAGAGAGAGAGAGGGAGAGAGAGGAAGAAAGAGAGAGAGAGAGUGAGAAGGAAAGGCGAGCCGAAAUAAACGAUAGACCUCCUCCGAUCGCGGGACAGAUCGGGAACCGGAAGCGCUUUCGACGAGGAUGAGGUCCUCGCUGGUGCUGCUGUUCCUGGCGGCCAUUGUUUUCGCCGAGGGCUCGAGUCGCGUGAAGCGGCAAGAGGACAAGAAGGAGGAGAGCUUCGAGAGCGAGAUAUGCAAGGACAAGGAUGCGGGCGAAUGGUUCAGAUUGGUGGCGGGGGAGGGCGACAAUUGCAGGGACGUGAUCCAGUGCACGAGUUCCGGGCUGCAGGCGAUCAGGUGCCCGGCUGGGCUGUACUUCGACAUCGACAAGCAGACCUGCGACUGGAAGGACUCGGUGAACAACUGCAAGCUGAAGAACAAGGAGAGGAAGGCGAAACCGCUGCUCUACACCGAGGAACCGCUGUGCCAGGAUGGCUACCUCGCUUGCGGCGACGGCACCUGCAUCGAGAGAGGCCUGUUCUGCAACGGGGAGAAGGACUGCACCGACGGAUCCGAUGAGAACAUAUGCGACAUGGACAACGACCCGAACAGAGCGCCCCCCUGCGACCCGUCCGUGUGCGUCCUGCCCGACUGCUUCUGCUCGGAGGACGGCACCACGAUCCCCGGCGACCUGCCGCCCAAGGACGUGCCGCAGAUGAUCACCAUCACGUUCGACGACGCCAUCAACAACAACAACAUCGGCCUUUACAAGGAGAUCUUCAACGGGAAACGCAAGAACCCGAACGGUUGCGACAUCAAGGCCACCUUCUUCGUCUCUCACAAGUACACCAACUACUCGGCCGUCCAGGAAAUGCACAGGAAGGGGCACGAGAUCGCCGUCCACUCCAUCUCUCACAACGACGACGAGCGUUUCUGGUCGGACGCCACGGUGGACGACUGGGCCAAGGAAAUGGCAGGGAUGAGGAUCAUCGCCGAGAAAUUCGCCAAUUUGACGGACAACAGCGUGGUCGGCGUGAGGGCCCCUUACCUCAGAGUCGGCGGGAACAACCAGUUCACCAUGAUGGAGGAGCAAGCGUUCCUCUACGACUCCACCAUCACGGCUGCCCUCAACAACCCCCCGCUCUGGCCCUACACCAUGUACUUCAGAAUGCCGCACCGUUGCCACGGCAACCUUCAACACUGCCCCACCAGGUCGCACGCCGUUUGGGAGAUGGUGAUGAACGAGCUGGAUCGCCGCGAGGAUCCCCAGAACGACGAGUACCUGCCCGGCUGCGCGAUGGUCGACUCGUGCAGCAACAUCCUGACCGGGGACCAAUUCUACAACUUCCUCAACCACAACUUCGACCGCCACUACGAGCAGAACAGGGCCCCGCUGGGCCUCUACUUCCACGCAGCCUGGCUCAAGAACAAUCCCGAGUUCUUGGACGCGUUCCUCUACUGGAUAGACGAGGUCCUCUCGAACCACAACGACGUCUACUUCGUGACCAUGACCCAGGUGAUCCAGUGGAUCCAGAAUCCGCGCACGAUAACGGAGUCGAAGAGUUUCGAGCCGUGGAAGGAGAAGUGCGUGGUCGACGGGCCGCCCGCUUGCUGGGUGCCCCACACUUGCAAGCUCACCUCCAAAGAGGUGCCCGGGGAGACCAUCAAUCUUCAGACGUGCGUCCGUUGCCCCAACAAUUAUCCCUGGGUGAACGAUCCGACCGGCGACGGCUUCUUCUAGAGAUUCCUCCUCCUCCUCCUCUUCCAGGCGUUCCCGUUCCCUCCUCCUUUCCUCCCUUUCCCCUCUCUCUCUCGUCUAAGUCAACGAAAGAACCCCCUCGAUCCCUCCCCCUCGAGGCCGUCCCCUCCUCCCCUCCUCUGCCCCCUCGACCCUCGCACGUCCUUGCCCGUCCCCGCACGCAUCGAGCGAGGACGGACGACCUCCUCGCCGGGACGAUUCUUUCCUUUUCUUUCUUUUUCUUCUCUUCUUUUUCGUCGAGUACACAGGGUAACCGCGCGAACGUGAGUAAAUCAUGCAUACGGGGGGAUAUUGGGGGGAGGGGGACGCGUGUAACGCGGAGAGGGUUGGAGAAGGUUGGAGGAGUAUCGAGUUGGGGACGAUGCGAAAGCAACCCCGUCGCGUCGAAUCAACGAUCUGUGAUAAGUUUCGAACGGUUUCGAGAUUCCAGCGACGACGAGAUCUUUUUUUUUAUUCUCUUUAUUAUUAUUGUUGUUGUUGUUCUCUCUCUCUCUCCUCUUCUCCCUAACCAGACGACGAUUUCUAUCUGCCAUCUUUGAAAUCUUGGAGAGAGAGAAAGAGAGAGAGAGAGAGAUCACGCGAAGGAGCGAUAAGAAAAAGAAAGAAACGAGGGCAAAAGAAAAAUGUGAGAAUGUGUAAUAUGAACGACGUGUUUUCCCUGAAAGGAAAAAAGAAACAAGGAAACCUUGUCGGAGACGGACGAGUAACGGUGGAUGAUGGAAGGAUUUGGAAGAUCUUUCGGGGGGUCUUUCUUCUCCAUGACGAAAAGAGAGAAAAAAAAAAAAAAGAAAGAAAAAAAAUAUGUACGUCGACGACCGCCAAAACACGACCCGCGAAGAGAACAACGACCGGCGGACAUACCCUUAUUUUUCUAAGGGUAUCGAGUCAAAUCUUUUAUAUAUAUAUAAAUAAAUAAAUAAAUAUAUAUAUAUAUAUAUAAAUAUAAAUAAUAUCGUGUAUAUGUAUAUUUUUAAAGCUAAGUAAUAUCAUCAUUUUCACCAUCCUCGAUGGGAACAUUUAAUAAAAGAGAAACCAGCGGAAACCACCA